AGAUCAACCGACUGGGCAAGCAAAACAUGGGCUCCCCUCAGAGUAGUACCAGGCCACAUGCUGUGCUAAUCCCCCAACCAGCACAAGGCCACGUAACUCCCAUGAUGCACCUAUCCAAGCUCCUCCACUCCCAAGGCUUCUACAUCACCUUCGUCAACUCCGACUACAACCACCGCCGCUUCCUCAACUCCCGCGGCCCAAACUCCCUCGAAGGCCUCCCGGACUUCCGCUUCGUCUCGAUACCAGACGGGCUUCCGGCGUCCGGCGACGGGGACGUUACGCAGGACAUAGCGGAGCUGUGCGUGUCUACGGCCAAGAACUCUGUGGGUCCUUUUAGAGAGCUGCUGUUGAGGCUCAACAGUGGAGGACCUAGAGUGACUUGCGUUGUAGCUGACGGGGUUAUGAGCUUUGCUCAGGGCGUUGCUCAGGAGUUGGGUAUUCUUGGGCUUGUCUUUUGGACUACUAGUGCUUGUGGAUUUAUGGGCUACCUUCAGUAUUUUGAGCUGAUUAAGAGAGGGUAUGUUCCUAUGAAAGAUGAGAGUUAUCUCAGCAACGGAUACUUGGAAACUCCUAUAGAUUGGAUACCAGGUAUGAAGAACGUUCGCCUCAAAGACAUCCCUAGCUUCAUCAGAACCACGGACAUCAAUGACACCAUGCUCAAUUUCGAUGGAGGAGAAGCACAGAAUGCUCUCAAAGCCUCAGGCCUAAUCCUAAACACAUUCGAUGAACUAGAACAUGAAGUUAUCGAAGAAUUGAAGAAGAUAUGUCCCCAUUUAUACACCAUAGGACCAUUACCAGCAUUUGUAAACAAUAUACAAGAAAACCAAUCAAAAUCCAUCAACUCUAGUCUUUGGAAGGAGGACACACAAUGCCUAGAUUGGUUGAACAAUCAAGAACCAGAUUCAGUCGUGUACGUAAAUUUCGGUAGUAUUACAGUGAUGACAAUGCAACAGCUCGAAGAAUUUGGUUGGGGUCUUGCCAACAGCCAGAACUUGUUCCUGUGGGUAAUCAGGCCUGAUAUUGUUGGAGGGAGCAUUGGACUCAGUGCAGAGUUUAGAAAGGAAACUGAGAGUAGGGGUAUUAUAGUCAAUUGGUGCCCUCAAGAAAAAGUGUUAUCCCACCCUUCAAUUGGUUUAUUUCUGACCCACAACGGAUGGAACUCAACACUGGAGAGCAUAUGUGGAGGAGUUUCAAUGUUAUGCUGGCCCUUUUUUGCCGAGCAACCUACAAAUUGUCGAUAUGUUUGCACCAAAUGGGAUAUCGGAAUGGAGCUAGAUAGCAAUGUGAGAAGAGCAGAGGUUGAAGGACUUGUGAGGGAGAUGAUGCAAGGGGAGAAGGGGAAGGAGAUGAGAUCGAUGGCGAGGGCGUGGAAAGAAAAGGCAGAGGAAGCUGUAGGAAGAGAGGGAUCAUCUUAUGAAAAUUUUGGUAGACUUGUAAAUGAUCUGCAGAUUGGAAGAGUAUUGCUUGGCAAAAGUCUUUAAGCUUAAUUAUUAUAAGGUAGAUAUAGUGUCGAUAUAGGUUUAUCAUGGAUAAUACUUGCAUGAUGCCCUUUCUUUGUGAAAUGGAUGGUUGUGGAAAUGGCACAUAUACAACCUGCUAAAUGCAAAGUAAGGAAUAAGAACACAAAUUUUUACC
Messenger RNA from Asparagus officinalis (garden asparagus), 1635 nucleotides. RefSeq names its product 7-deoxyloganetin glucosyltransferase-like. The transcript has 2 exons. Bases 27 to 1481 code for a protein of 484 amino acids. Gene Ontology annotation, molecular function: UDP-glycosyltransferase activity. NCBI's taxonomy places the organism in Eukaryota, Viridiplantae, Streptophyta, Magnoliopsida, Asparagales, Asparagaceae. The record is from RefSeq and is a predicted model, not a curated record.